CAUGUCGGCUGGUCACAGGUUGCUGUAACAGGCCGGCGGUUGUAGCAGCUUCGUUUAUGAUUACGCUAUCCCGACUUUUGUCAUAAUAGAUAGCAAUUUUCGUGGAUUCGUUCACACCUUACGCGCUUGUGAAAGCAAGGAUCGUCAGUACAAGCCACAUGUCGUCAUCCUUGACCACCUGGGCUACGCUACGGAGGGCAAGUGGUCUUCGCAAGCUUCUGCAGAAGUCUCGAGUUCCAUGUGGUAGUCUAACGCUGCGGCAUUACACGCCCCGUCGUGCCGUCCUCUAUGUGCCAGGCAGCGAUGAGAGAAAGAUAACGAAGGCGUUCGGCCUAGAUGCUGACUGCAUGGUGCUGGACUGUGAGGAUGGCGUGGCAGCCAAUAAGAAGAAAGAAGCACGUGAGACAGUGGCUCGUGUGCUGGACAAAGGGGAGAGGCCACAGGGAUGCAGAGACCUGGCGGUGCGCAUCAAUGCUGUAAGCACGGGCCUUGCAGAGGAUGACAUUCGAUGCCUCCUGGGCGCUUCUCAUCUACCCAACACGAUGUUGGUGCCUAAAGUGGAAGAGAUCAAGCAACUAGACUGGGUGAGGGACCAGGUGGAACGGGCUCUAGGCGAGCGGCAGCAUCGACUCGAGCUCAUCGUGUGCAUCGAGACAGCACUGGGCCUGCUAAACUGCCACCAGCUGCUCCAGCAUGCCUCUUCCAUGACUCACGGCCGCCUGCAGAUGGCUGGCCUGUUGUUUGGUUCGGACGACUUCACGGCCAGUAUAGGGGCUCGUCGCACACCGGAAGCUACGGAAGUGCUGAUGGCGCGUCAGCAGCUGGUGGUGUUGGCGAAGGCAUACGGUCUCCAGGCUGUUGACAUGGUCACAAUAGACUUGAAAAAUGAAGAGUUGCUGCGACGGCAAUGUGCAGAGGGGGCGGCCAUGGGGUUUACAGGCAAGCAGGUUAUCCACCCGUCGCAGAUUGCACCAACCCAGGAGGCCUUUGCCCCAACUCCUGCUCAACUCGACAGAGCACGGCGCCUCGUCGAGGAAUUUCACCAGCACCAACGACAAGGAAAGGGGGCAUUUGUGUUCGAAGGCAGCAUGAUCGACAUGCCCAGUGUGCGACAAGCACUCAACAUUGUGGAAGCAGACCAAGCUAUUUAUGGCAAGCCUUCCUAAAGCAAAUAAAGAAAGCUUUAUGUUUGUGUAAACCCUCCA
Molecule: messenger RNA, 1205 nt
Organism: Rhipicephalus microplus (southern cattle tick)
Lineage: Eukaryota; Metazoa; Arthropoda; Arachnida; Ixodida; Ixodidae
Product: citramalyl-CoA lyase, mitochondrial
Biological process (GO): regulation of cobalamin catabolic process
Molecular function (GO): (S)-citramalyl-CoA lyase activity
Source: RefSeq, a predicted model, not a curated record